AUGGAGAAUAAUUAUGCUUUCUUCAUCUUCUCUACCCUGCUAAUUAUAAUACUCAGCAGCACCAUUAACAGUAAAACAUCCUUAGCCGACACAACCGACAAAAACGCACUUGUCCAAUUCAAAACUUCCAUCACCUCCGACCCUUACCGUCGCUUGGCCACAAACUGGUCGAUCGAUACCUCUUCCUCCUCUGUUUGUCAAUGGAUUGGUGUUUCAUGCGGCACCAAACACAAUAACAGAGUCACCGGCCUUAACAUUUCCGGUUUUGGCCUCAGAGGAACUCUGUCCCCACAUCUUGGGAACUUGACGUUUUUAAGAUACUUAGACAUCAGUUAUAAUAAUUUCACGGGGCCCAUACCUCGUGAGCUGUCUCAUCUGCGCCGCCUGAGGUCUAUAGAUAUGGGAUUCAACUCGUUUGCCGGACAAAUACCAACCUGGUUUGGGGAGUUAACUCAACUCGAGAUAAUGCGUCUGAACAACAACACAUUCACAGGUAGAAAUCCCUAA
Messenger RNA from Striga hermonthica, 507 nucleotides. The record is from the annotation of a GenBank genome assembly. Lineage: Eukaryota; Viridiplantae; Streptophyta; Magnoliopsida; Lamiales; Orobanchaceae.